Sphaeramia orbicularis (orbiculate cardinalfish) is the source of this 4682-nucleotide messenger RNA. It is a transcript of the gene rereb, whose product is annotated as arginine-glutamic acid dipeptide (RE) repeats b. The coding region runs from base 177 to 3722 and encodes 1181 amino acids. Gene Ontology annotation, biological process: regulation of DNA-templated transcription. Gene Ontology annotation, molecular function: sequence-specific DNA binding; zinc ion binding; transcription corepressor activity. The record is from RefSeq and is a predicted model, not a curated record. Gene Ontology annotation, cellular component: nucleus. NCBI's taxonomy places the organism in Eukaryota, Metazoa, Chordata, Actinopteri, Kurtiformes, Apogonidae. The transcript is spliced from 17 exons.
UUGAAGGCUUAGCUGUGGCUGCCGCUGAGGUCAUUGCGCUGAAAAAAUAGACUGACUCCCUCCACUACACCGCCUCCAUUUUGAAUAGCCAUGUAAUAGGGGAUUCGCAUAGUUUGUGUGAGUAUCGCCCACUGCGCUGCGUAGUGUCAACAAGCCACAUCCAAACAUCCUUCGACAUGGACGACCUGUUCAGUCCGCGGAGGAGCUUGAACAGCACACAGGGCGAGAUAAGAGUGGGACCAAGUCAUCAGGCCAAGCUUCCUGAAUUGCAGCCACGGCCUGCUCCUAGUUUACAGACUCAGACGGAGAAUGAGGAUUUGAUGUGGACGCCUGGAGUCAAUGACUGCGACCUUCUCAUGUACCUCAGAGCUGCCAGGAGCAUGGCAGCAUUCGCAGGGAUGUGUGAUGGUGGAUCCACAGAGGAUGGAUGUUUAGCAGCUUCUCGUGAUGAUACCACACUCAAUGCACUGAACAUGCUCCAUGCAAGUCAUUAUGAUGCAGCAAAAGCGCUCCAGCGGCUGGUGAAAAAGCCUCUGCCGAAGCUUAUUGAGAAGUGCUGGUCAGAGGAUGAUGUGAAACGCUUCAUCAAAGGCCUGAGGCAAUAUGGGAAGAAUUUCUUCCGCAUUCGAAAAGACUUUCUGCCCAGCAAAAAGACUGGGGAGCUGAUCACUUUCUACUAUCACUGGAAGAAAACUCCUGAGGCUGCAGGAACUAGAGCUUAUAGACAGCAACGUCGUCAGCCGUCCUCCCGUAAAGCAAAGACUCGCUCUGCUGCUGCUCCUGUCAACACCCCUUCACGAAAUUAUUCAAUGGAUGCAAGUUCUGCCAGCGAGGAUGAUCUUGACAGUGAAGACAGUGAACAGGACGUCAAGAGCUGCAGCCACUGUGGUACAACAAGCUCUAAGGAUUGGCACCAGGGAAGGAGAGACAACCCCGUGCUGUGUACACGUUGUCGCACAUACGAAAACAAGCAUGGCUGCCUUCCCCCAUCUCAGAAAUCUUCAGGCACUCUGUUCAUGUUUAAACCUGUUAAGGAAGAAGAAGAAGUGAACAGCAAGCAUGGCAUGAGGACACGACGAAGCAGAGCACCUCAACUGUCAUCUUUAAGAAGUGGUCACAGGAGGCUAACGGGCUCCCCUACAAGUGAGGAUCAGCACACUGGAAGUCAGACUUCCCCAAGUGGAACAUCUCACAGUUCAAGAGGGUCUUCCACAGACAAUAAGAAUGACUCCACUAAGAAGACAAACAAGAAAAUCAAAGAGGAGGUAGCAUCACCAAAGACAACAAAACGUGUGAGAGAGAGUCCAGCCCAGGAGCCUGAAGAGCCUGAAAAAGUUACGCCUAAAAGGCCAAAGACACAGGAACCUCAGGGCUCUCGGUCGGAGGGUGAGGCUGAGGUUGAGGAGGAAAGCUCCUCAGAAAGCCGCAGUGCUCAGGAUGAUGGCAGUAGUGACACCAAAGAUAUUGAUCAGGAUAACCGCAGCUCUUCUCCCAGCAUUCCCAGCCCUCAACAGGGCAACGAAAGCGACUCCGACUCAUCUGCUCAGCCAAACGGCGCUCCAUCAGAGCCGGCUGCGCCCACAGCAGCCCCGGCUGACACAUCAGUUACACAUGCCCUUCCAUUUCAGAGCCCUCCUGUCAUUCCUCCGCCACCCCAAAGCACCCCCACUGCUGAAUCUGCUCGCAGCCCCCCUCCUCCCUCUCCAGAACCUCCUCAGACUGCUGCUGGUCCAUCAGCCCCGACAGAGAGCCCAAACAGCCAACCACAACCCCCCACUCACCCUCUGCCUGCUUCAAGUCCACUGGGUCAGGACUCUUCCCUUUCACCAACAUUUCAGGUUCCACCUGCUGUCAGUUCUGUGGGUGCACAGCCUCUGCAGCCCCCUCAGGCUUCCCAGCGACCUUCACUCUUUUUCAGGGAGUCACAGCACCCUCAGAGUCCUCUAUCUGGCCCCCAAAUCAAGCCUCCUCCUACCACCCCAAUUCCACCUUCACACAAACAGAUGUCACACCAGCCUGCUGCACCUUUCCCCCAGAUGCCCUCCAAUCUCCCCCCUCCACCUGCACUAAAACCCCUCAAUUCUCUGCCAAACCAGCAUCCCCCAGGUGCGCCCCCUCCCCCUCUUCAACUCAUGCCACAGCCUUUGCCAACCCAGCUUCCAGUAAUCUCUCAGGUGCAGACCCACCCUGGAAAAAGCACGAGUUCUUCUCACCCACCUGGAGCAGCCUCUCACUCACUCACCUCUGUAACAUCAUCUACUAUUGGUCCUAUCCCGAGCCUCCAGCCGUCCUUCCCACCUCUGCCUCUGAGACCCUCAUCAAACACCACAGCAGGAGGAUCACAGAUUCAGAUCAAAGAAGAGCCUCUGGAUGAAGUGGAAGAAGCUGAGAGCCCACCUCCUCCACCUAGAAGCCCCUCACCAGAGCCCACUGUCAUAAACAUGGCAAGCCAUGCCAGCCAGUCUGCACGAUUCAUUAAACACUUGGAUCGCGGUUACAACUCUUGUGCGAGAACAGACCUCUUCUUCACACCACUUUCAUCCUCAAAGCUGGCUAAGAAAAGGGAGGAGGCUGUGGAGAGAUCCCGGAGAGAAGCAGAGCUCAGUGCUCGACAAGAACGAGAGAGGGAGAAGGACCGAGAGCGAGAAAGAGAAAGGGAGGCAGACAGAAGUGCUAAAGCCUCCAGCUCUUCUCACGACAGCAGAAUAAGUGAAGCCCAGAUGACCAGCCAUGUUCGUCCUUCGUUUGAACAGCCCCCCACCACUGUAGCAGCCGUUCCCCCCUACAUCGGCCCCGAUACUCCCGCUUUGCGCACUCUAAGUGAAUAUGCCCGACCCCACGUCAUGUCACCCUCUAACCGCAACCACCCUUUCUACGUGUCUUUGAGCCCCGGAGACCCCCUGCUGGCCUACCAUAUGCCAGGCCUGUACAGUGCUGAACCCAGCCUUCGAGAGCGUGAACUGAGAAACCUGAGAGAGAGGGAGCUCCGAGAAAGGAUGAAGCCUGGCUUUGAGGUCAAGGCCCCAGACCUGGAAACUUUGCAUCCCUCAGCCAACCCCAUGGAGCACUUUGUCAGACACGGUCCACUGGCUCUCCCACAUAUUCCUGGGCCUCCACACCCCUUCGCACCCUUCCAUCCUGGACUGAACCAUCUGGAACGGGAGAGGAUGGCACUGGCAGGACCUCAACUGCGUCCAGAGCUGACUUACGCUGAGCGUCUCACUGCUGAGCGGCUUCACGCUGAGAGGAUGGCCUCUGUGGCAACUGACCCUGCUGCCAGGCUACAGAUGCUUAAUGUGACGCCACAUCAUCACCAGCACUCGCACAUUCAUUCUCACCUCCACCUGCACCAGCAGGAUCCCCUCAGUCAGGGCUCAAGCCCUCAUCCUCUAGUGGACCCCAUGGCAACAGGACCGCGUUUGGCCCGAUUUCCCUUCCCUGGUGGACCAAUUCCCAACCCUUUGCUCAGUGAGCUGCCUCAUGAUCAUGAGAUGCUCCGCCACCCAUUGUUUGGAGCCGCAUAUCCUCGAGAGCUGCAGGGUCCCAUUCCUCAGAUGUCUGCUGCACACCAGCUCCAGGCCAUGCAUGCUCAGUCUGCAGAGUUGCAGAGGAUGGCUAUGGAGCAACAGUGGCUGCAUGGGCAUCACCUGCAUGGAGGCCCUUUGCCCAGUCAGGAAGAUUAUUACAGCCGUCUGAAAAAAGAAGGUGACAAGCCAUCUUGAGUCCCAGGUGGUGCAUGCCCUAAAGCCCUAUACUUAUACCCAAUAGAAUACUGUGUACCUUUGAGACUGUAAGAGAAUACGUAUGUGUGUCAAUUUCAUUUUGUUUUAAUAUAUUUUAGAAGAAAUCUUUGUGGAUCUUUAUGUGCAUUCCUUGUUCAGCACUUAAUGGGACUGUCAAAGUCUGUCUGAGAUUUUCAUAUCACUUGAGACUUUAUACUAGUUUUAUUAUCAAAAUAAACAUCUCACCUAUUUGAGUGAGACUUAACGUGACAGUGAUUUUCUCUAAUAAACUGUUUCAUAUACAGUGAUAUAAAUUUGCUAAACUACUUAUAAAGGAUAUGAAAACAGACUGACUUUGGUGUUAACUUUAAAUAUCUAUGGUUUCUAAAUGAUUUCCUUGUACAGAAUGACAUUUAAAUCAGUGUUUGGAUGAUUGUAAUGGACCUAGCAUGACUCAGUCUUCUGUUUUCACUAAACUAGAGUAGCAAGUUGCAUUGUUGUUUAGACUCUGAAAGCAUAGUAGAAGUUGGUUUACUCUAAAUCUGCUAAAUAUUUGUCUAAAUCCUGAAGUUUUAUAUAUCAAGAUAUCUUUUCACAUUAUAGCCGAAACUUUUAUCCCUCGUUUUUGAGAUUGUAAAUAUUACAUGUUCACGAUAUUCUAUCUGAAUGAUUUAGCAGUAGAAGUGAACACUUGACCCCUUGAUUCAGCACGAUAACAUUAAAUCAUAAGCUAUAACAACAUAUAGUAUUAUAAGUUGAGGUAAUUAUUGAUUGGUCAGAGAAACUUGUAUUAGGACAGUGUAUUUACAUCAUUUUGAAACAACAGAAUUGGAGAGAAAUUAAAUCUUUGGAUUUUAAUGGAAUUUUUAAAAGAACUGCCUCUAAAUUCAAUAUUUAUGUGACAUAAUAUGAAAAUGUAUCCAUUGCGUAUUUAUUUCAAUAAAUACUUCUGCAAUGACA